AUGCAGCCUAGCCUGCUCCUUGUCCUGACCCUGCUGAGCAUGGCCUCUGCCCUCCGCCCUGCCCCGUGGCACACCAUGAAGGUACCUGCAGGCAGAGAGGAGGGCAGCGGGAGGCGCUUUGCAGUGGUGAAGACAUGGCGCACCUACAACAGUGCCCAGAGCUACUGCCGGAACACAUACAGGGGACAGCUGGCCUCGGUGCAUAGCACAUCCACUAACGAAGUGCUGAGGAAGCUGGCAUCCACCUACACCCACUUCAGCCUCUGGAUUGGGGCAGUCACCUCCUGCCAGAAUGGGUCGUGGAAGACGUGUUGGGAGGACCAGAGCCCCUGGAACUAUGCGAACUGGGCCACCGGGCAGCCCCAACGACUGUUCAAAACCUGCACCGUGCUCAGCCCCAAAGAUGGGCUCUGGAGAAGUAAAGCCUGCUUCAAGAUACGCCCCUUCAUCUGUGAGUACUGAGGGCUCUCAGGGGUCCUGCCAUGGCUCUCCAGUGCCCAGGGACCCACAGUGGUCCAUGUCACUGUCCCAAUAAAGUGCCCUAUCAACUGCCUUGAGGCCACAUGUCCAUGUAUUUUAGGGCUGGGGGAGACU
This is a messenger RNA of Coturnix japonica (Japanese quail), 594 nucleotides long. RefSeq names its product bone marrow proteoglycan-like. NCBI's taxonomy places the organism in Eukaryota, Metazoa, Chordata, Aves, Galliformes, Phasianidae. The record is from RefSeq and is a predicted model, not a curated record. Gene Ontology annotation, biological process: immune response.